Molecule: messenger RNA, 1866 nt
Organism: Suillus fuscotomentosus
Lineage: Eukaryota; Fungi; Basidiomycota; Agaricomycetes; Boletales; Suillaceae
Exons: 5
Coding region: 362-1783 (473 amino acids)
Biological process (GO): RNA methylation; piRNA processing; siRNA processing
Cellular component (GO): nucleus; cytoplasm
Molecular function (GO): RNA methyltransferase activity; O-methyltransferase activity
Source: RefSeq, a predicted model, not a curated record
GUUCGGGCUACUGUCCACUCGAUAUUAUCACAAGUUCUAGCCAAACUGGCUGUGCCACGGCGCUCUCUCUUCAUUCAUCAUGUUCUGCAUAACGGAGUCCAGGUCUACGCCGGAGCGCUCGCUGUCAAGACUAACUGGUACAUGAUCACGUUCUCUGUCUCAAACCAUCGAACCAACACAAUAAUCCCAAACUUUGUUCAAACCCGGACCGUAUAGACAUCACAAGAAAUCAUUGUUCCAAAGUACCAGGGUUUGGUCCACGACGCAAUUAUCGGCCCCAGCACCCCGGGAUGGUAUCUAUAUAAGGGCUUUAUAACGAUAAUCCUUCAAGUCGAGCUUGAUUUCCAAGAAGUCGUCACCAAUGAGCGGGGAAGCAGAGCUUAGAGUGACUUUCUUCCCUCCACUCUAUCUUCAGAGAAGAAUAUGGGUGCUAGACGUCCUUCGCCGCGAGCAGGUCACCGAGAUCAUAGACAUCGGAUGCGGGGAGGGUCAGCUUCUUGCAGUUCUCUGCCAACCUGCACUUUGUCUUCCCCUCCUGACCCUGGCUACAACCACAACCCAAGCGGAUGAUCUCGAUCUCCACCCGAGGCGCGUCACCGGCCUCGAUAUCUCAUCUCACGCACUUGCAUCCGCGAUCGAAGAUACCUCCCCCGCUGCCGCAAACGCAUCAUACACACGAUGGGAACCACUCGAAGUCAACAUCUGGCAUGGCGGACUCGAGAUCUUCAACCCAGUCUUUGUCAAUGCAGAAUGCAUCGUUGCAACAGAGGUCGUCGAACACCUUCCAGAAGAAAUUCUCGCCGAUUUCACGCCCAUGAUCUUGGGUGUGUAUCACCCUCGCUUGCUUCUCGUGACAACCCCAUCGUACGGGUUCAACGCGCGUUUCAGCCCUCCUGGCUUGACGAAUACCGCCACUGGCUUCCCCGAUCCUACGAAACGCACAGAUAGGGUGUUCAGGCACCACGAUCACAAAUUCGAAUGGACAGUCGAGGAGUUCCAGGUGUGGUGCAGUGGCAUUGCGCAGGAAUGGGGAUACGAUGUGGAUACGACGACUAUUGGUCGUGCACAGGAGAAAGAUAAGUGGGGCCGGGAUGAACAGCUAGGAGGUGCGAGCCAGGUGGCUGUCUUCAAGCGCCUCGAAGGUGAGACUUGGGCUGCGACACGUGAGGAGAAGAGCACCCAGAUGAAAGAAAAGUCAAAAAGCCAAAAGGACCAUCGUCUACUGGAAACACACCACUACGACGCGCAUGUCCGUGCGGGAAAACGAGGGUCGGCCGAGGAGAUUGCAAAGGCUGUACUGGACAAGUUUGAAGAAUGGGAAGAAGCUGAGCUGCGAUUGGAAGAAAUCUGGUUUGUAGAGGAGAUCGGGGCGAUGUGUGGUGGGUGGUUCGAAGUUCUGAUCGAGGCUAUCGAGGGAAGUGCGAAGUUUAAUCUUCAAAGAAGCAAGGACCAGAGAAGGGGUGAUUGGCGGGUGCUGCUAGAUGGAGGCAGACCUGGGAAGAAGAAGAGGACAUCAGAGUGGGCUCUAGAAGAACCGACGGAUGAUUUAUUUGACGAAGUCGUGCAGGAAGGAUAUCGUUCUGAUGACGACCCGGGGUUCGACUGGGGAAGUGGUCUGUACUCUUCAGACUCUGGCGUUGAUCUUUUGUGGGACAUUAGCAAAGAAGGUAAUGCAUGGGCGAGGCAGUCUGCUUGGACGUGCGAGUCUUCGGAAGAGGACGUAGUUGACUGGAGCAGGUGGAGCACCUUAUCUGCAGCUUGGGACCUUGACAGACCAGAAUGAGUCCCGAAUACAAGACUUAGUAUAAUUCAUUGCUAAUAGACAUAGAUUGAUUUGACUAUAGAUUGUGGGGCUAAGCUCUGAAA